Phlebotomus papatasi is the source of this 1402-nucleotide messenger RNA. RefSeq lists its product as uncharacterized. The coding region runs from base 387 to 1100 and encodes 237 amino acids. Lineage: Eukaryota; Metazoa; Arthropoda; Insecta; Diptera; Psychodidae. The transcript is spliced from 4 exons. The record is from RefSeq and is a predicted model, not a curated record.
CAGCUGUUUCAAGCUCAGGGAAUAUAUCUGAGCCGGCAUCUCACCCAUGCCAGUCAGUCGAAGCACAGCCGUUGUCGCGGAGUGUGCUCCAAGAGAAACCAACACGAAUUUUUUUGGUGAUCAAGGCAUUCUUCUUUUCAACAUUCCCCAAAGUGAAGAUCGCGAUCUUUAUAAGAGUGUUUUUUUUUCUAAUUUUCUUCUUUUUUUUGUGAAUUUUAAUAUAUUGAAAUUCUUGUGUGCCAUUAUGAGUUAGAAGAUUACAUUCAUUUUCUCAAUAGACGAUUUUGUGGUAAAUUGAGCAAUUACUUAAAGACAACAAAAAAAACAUUAAAGACCGUAAAACGCGAAAAAGAGUAAAUCGAUUUGGGAGAAAAUUUAGUUCAAAAAUGAAAUACCAUGUGGAUGCACCAAUUUUGAAGAUGAAUGAAAGAUGGCAUAUACCGAGAGCUUCACUUAGCGGAAGUCACACAUCAUCAAGUGGACAAAGUAUUGGAUCUAAUUCAUCAGACAUCUCCUCACUCAGGGAGUUUCAAAUGCGUCGUCCACCGGAAGGGAUUCACACGUGUACCGGAUCCGAACAGGAGAAUCGUCUCCGUGAACUUCAGUCACGCUUCGGUGACACCACGCGCCGCCAAAAUACACUUGAGAACCCAAAGCGUGGCUCAAGAUCUUCCCAAGGAUCCUCAGACAGCAAUCAGAGUACUCAGAGCGCCUCUUCUGGCUCACUCUUACUGACCGUGGCAAAUCUGGAGGAAUUCACCCAGAGAACACUGCGAAAGACCCCAACGUGUGUACCAAUCCCCUCUGGAAGAUCAUCAUCGAGAUACUUUUCCAAUAUUACUCUGCCACCAACCCUGGAGGACACAAAUCCAACCCAGGAGGGUAAAACCAAAGAUAUGGAUUCCGUCUCGAUGGCCAGUUCCACGCACUUCACCGUGGUGAAUGGAAUGGGUGGACAACAGCACAUUGCUAAGAGUGGAUUCUGCACAAGAGGCCACCAGAUAACCAUUCUCAUUCUUAGCAUGAGCUUUGUCUUCCUCAUUGGCAUCAUUGCGGCAGUCUUUCUGCUCGAGAUGCGCGCUCGAGACAUGCCAAAGUGAUUGAGAGGCAUCCCAGAUGACGCAUGGAUUUUACGAUAUUACCAAGAGAGUAUUUUUUUUCGCCCAAAACUUAACUGUCUCCAAUGUUGAUAGAGACAAACUAUAUUUAUGUAUUUCAAUCACCUUGUAACUUAAUUUAAUAUCAACCUGCCAAUGUCUUAGUGGAAUCCUAAGGACCACCUACAGGCAGUAUCUACGGCCUACGAUCUAUCAAUCUAUCCGGAAAGUGUGUGUUUCUUCUAUUAACUCGUUUAUAUUCUGUGAUAUUCGUAAGGAAUAAAAAAAAACUAUACGAAAAAAAA